Vigna umbellata (rice bean) is the source of this 2136-nucleotide messenger RNA. The record is from RefSeq and is a predicted model, not a curated record. Lineage: Eukaryota; Viridiplantae; Streptophyta; Magnoliopsida; Fabales; Fabaceae.
GUAGCUUUUAAAUAACGCAGCGUGUAUUGGAUUAGGAUCCUAUCCAAUGGAAGUCAGCGAAGAAGGCACAAGGAGGGUGCAACCCCUCGCCCAAUCGGGUCUCUCUCGGGUUCCACCCCAAUACAUUCAACCUCUUCAUACCCGACCCAUUUUCCACACCCGAACCGAACCACGGAAUAUUCCUCUCAUCGACCUAUCGUUCUUCGACCCGACCCGCCGCGCCUCCACCCUUGAAUCAAUCGCAAGCGCCUGCCGCGACUGGGGCGCCUUCCACGUCACCAACCACGGCGUCCCUCUGUCACUCCUCGGCGCCAUUCGCCGCACUGGCCGCGCAUUCUUCACCGACUGCCCCAUGUCGCAGAAGCUCCGCUACGCCUGCUCCACGACUGCGUCGGAGGGCUACGGCAGCAAGAUGCUGGCAACCUCCGAUCAGCAGCAAGACGACGCGCAGGUCCUCGAUUGGAGGGACUACUUCGACCACCACACUCUCCCCCUCUCUCGGCGGAACCCUGAUCGGUGGCCGGAGUUUCCCCCCGAUUACCGGGACACAGUGGCGAGGUACAGCGACGAGAUGAAGAUUCUGGCGCAAAAGUUGCUGGCUUUGAUAUCUGAGAGUCUAGGGUUGCGUGCUUCGUGCAUUGAAGAUGCUGUUGGAGAAUUUUACCAGAACAUCACCAUUAGCUUCUAUCCUCCGUGUCCCGAACCAGACCUCACGCUUGGGUUGCAAUCGCAUUCUGACAUAGGUGCAAUCACGCUUUUGAUUCAGGAUGACGUGGAGGGUCUUCAAGUGCUAAAGAGUGGUGAUGGUGGUGUUGACAAGUGGGUUACUGUUGAACCCUUGUCAGAUGCUGUUCUUGUCCUCUUGGCUGACCAAACUGAGAUGUUGUUAUUAGGUCUUUUUGGGGCCGGUUUUCAAUCAUAAUUGAAGUUUUAUCUCGGUAAUCUAUACUGGUAUUUAGUUGUUACCUCUGAUGAGACAAGGCUAUUGAAUAAUAGGACUAGGGGUGUGUUUGGGAUAUAUAACAUUGGGUUGAAAGUAACCCACGUUUUCCCUAAUCCACCUAUACAGCUCCUUCUCUAUUUUCAUCUUCCAAAUGUGUGAAGGGAUUCUUAGUGUUUGUCAAACGCCAAACCAAACACACACUAAGAGCAUCCGAAGAGAAAAAAAGUACUUGCAAAAAACUCUCAGACUUAUUCUUAUUGAGUGAAAUUUGGUUGAAUUUCAGUGAUCACAUUUUCCCAUUUGGGUUUACUCCCAAACUAGUGGGAGCUAGGUGAGUUUCAACUGAUAGAAGAAAGAGGGAUAGAAAAUUUUUUAAGAAAAGAAUGUACUGAUAGUAUGCCUCUAAUAUGAAAUAAGUGGGUUGGAGAAUUUUGGCUGUAUUGCCAUUUAUUUAAAGUGCCGAGAGUUAAGAAAAGCAGAUGCCUGAAGCGUUUAGGGGAAAGCAUUUUUUUUUUUUUUUUUAAUUUAGAUUACUGAGCACGGCCAAAGGGGUUUAUGUGAGCAAUUUAUGGCACGAGUAUGGUAUAUGUGCAUUGCAAAGGAAUAAGCACUAGCAUGAUCUAUUUGUGACCAGUUUUAUUAAAUUGCUAACAAUUGCUGAAAUUCAAGUAAGUAGGUGUGAAGUAUUGGUUUUUAUGUUGUAUUGAACUUUGUUUGGGACAUUAAAUUCAAUGGACAGGUUAUGAUUUACCAGAUAAUAUAUAUAAUAUUGCAAACCGUUUCACUUCAAUUGGGGAAGUGGGUGUAAGGAGGAAAAAUGUGUGGAAAAGAGAGAUUGUUUUUCCAUGUAAAAAUUAUUAUUUAGAACUGGUAAAAAACAUGACAGGUUCGGUUUUAUUUAACGAGUUCCAAUUUUUAGCUAAAUUGGCGCCAUUACUAUCCCUCAGCUGUGGAGAACAAUGUUUCUUUCUGGAUUAUAAGCAUUUGCUUGUAUCAUUUUGACUUGUAAAUUCAGUAUUCUACAACAUGGCAGCUUAAUAGUGAAUUCUGAUGAUCUGUGAUUCUUUAUCCUGAUUGACCAUUGAUUCAUUAAGUUAAAUAAAAGUUGGCUAAAUUUGGAUGAAGAGAAAGUUGGGGUGAAUUCAACCACAAUUGGUCUUUUUGCAAGUUUUCAAUUAACAGAAAAUUCUUUU